GUAACGUUAUGUGAUAUAGACGUAACUGUCGAAAUUUAGCUAUCUGAUUUUUUGGAAAUAGUACGUAAAGUAUGCAAAUAGUUCUUUUAACUAGAAGAUGUAUAAUAAUACAUUUUUUUAUAAACACAUGAUUUUAUGAAAUAAUUCUUUGGUUACUCAAAAAUAUCAAAAAGCAGGGUUAUCAUGGUAGAUAGGGUCAAGCAGAGUAUUUAUUGCAACGAAUGUCGAUAAGAUGUGCAUUAUAUAAAUUAUAAAUUGCAUCUAAUUUUCAUUAGGUUCACAGUUUCAGUUAAGUUUUUGUGCGCAACUACUGUUUAAUCCAUCAAAUAUGCAGGGUACAACAACGCUGUUUGUUUUUACUCUACUAACUUUGAGCUGUCAAUCGGCGAAUAUACUUGGAGUUUUUCCCCUACACGUAAAGAGCCACUUUCUGAUGUUCGAAAGUCUUUUGAAACGUCUUGCUGAAAAAGGUCAUAAUGUGGAUGUUGUCACUCAUUUUCCAUCAAAAAACACACCUCCUGGGUAUAAUCAGAUGAGUUUGAAAGGCAGUCUUCCAUCACUCACCAACAACCUGUCCCUGAACAUGGUUGAUGCGGCGACCCAGUCUCACUACAAUAUAAUGCGUUUUAUGACGAUAUUUGGAGGAGUAGAUGUCUGUGAAAAACUUUUAAAAACCCAAAUUCUAAAAGAUCUGAAGCGCUUUCCCAAAAAUUACGAUUUAGUAAUUACGGAACUUUUCGGAAGUGACUGUAUGUUAGGAUUUGGCAAUUUGUUCAAUGCGCCAACCAUUUCUGUCACUAGUAGUAUAAGUUUGCCGUGGGCUAAUGAUAGGAUUGGCAAUCCUGACAACCCUUCUUAUAUUCCUACUUAUUAUGCUGCCUCAAUGGCGAAAAUGAAUCUAUAUGAGCGAGUUGAAAACACGUUGCUGUUGAUAACGUCCAAAUUUUUGUAUCGUUUCUUGUCUGAAUGGAUGUCAGAUAAGAUAAGUCAAGAAUUUUUUGGUGCAAACUUACCGCAUCUGGAAGAACUAACACGCAAUACGAGUCUUCUACUAGUAAAUAGUCAUUUUAGUAUUAGUUAUGCUAGACCCACUGUCCCUAAUUUUAUAGAAGUUGGAGGACUUCAUAUUCACGAACCUAAAUCUUUAUCAAACCACUUUAAAACUAUUGUCACGACUAGAUCCAAGGGAAUAAUCUAUUUGACGAUGGGCUCAAUGGUCCAGACUGAAACCUUCGACAGCGACAAACUCCAAGGGAUGUUUGAUGCUUUUGCUGAAUUACCGUACCAAGUACUGUGGAAAGCGAAUCGUGAUGGAUUUCCUAACGGAUUACGAAUUCCUAAAAAUAUACACUUCGAAGAAUGGAUGCCACAAAUUGAUAUUCUUUGUCAUCCAAAUACCAAACUGUUUGUGUCUCAUGGCGGUAUGUUAGGAUUUCAAGAAGCUGUUUAUUGUGGCGUGCCACAAUUAAGUAUUCCGCUUUUUGCGGACCAAAUUCGUAACGUUCACACUUCUGAAAUAAUGGGAAUAGCCAUAAAAGUGUCUUACAAAGACAUCAAUAAAAGAACUGUACUGGACGCAGCGAAGAAAUUACUCAACGAUCCGAUAUACAAGGAAAAUACUGACAGAGUUUCACGUCAAUUUAAAGAUCGCCCAAUGUCGCCCUUAGAUACAGCCACUUAUUGGAUAGAAUAUGUUAUACGCCACAAUGGAGCACCGCAGUUACGAAGUGCUGGAGCUGAUUUGCCUUGGUACCAGUACUAUUUGAUUGAUGUUGCUUUGGUUCUUAUAUGUUUUUGCAUUAUUGUUGUACAUUUAGUAGCUUUAACUGUAAAAUUUGUGAUUAGUUUUGUAUGUGGCACACGUAAGUCUAAAAUUGAUUAAUUGUACGUUAGAUCCAAACCCAAUUGGGUAUAUGCAAUGUCAUUACCACAAUAAUUUCGAGUAUUUAAAACAGACAAUAUUUGAAGAAUGUGUUUAGAAGUGCAAUAAAUUUGAUUUAAAAAAAUAAAAAACCAGUUUAUCAUACAAUUUCAGGAAAUCCAUUUUUUUUUGAAAAGCACAUCGAUCUGAAAAACAAAAACUUAAACUGAUUCAAAAUAUUCUUUCUUAGUCAGCACUCGUUGGAUUUAGAUCUAGCAAGUAUCGUGUCUCAUGCAUUGCAUGCCACGUCAACUCUUCUUAUUACAUUCUGCGCAUUGGACCACAGGAACGCGGACCGUACUGACUCAUGUUGUGCGGCGUGAAACUUUUCAUACAUGACGACCAAUAAAAAAUGAAUUUCAACGAUAA
This is a messenger RNA of Zophobas morio, 2290 nucleotides long. Its product is annotated as UDP-glucosyltransferase 2-like. Gene Ontology annotation, molecular function: UDP-glycosyltransferase activity. Lineage: Eukaryota; Metazoa; Arthropoda; Insecta; Coleoptera; Tenebrionidae. The record is from RefSeq and is a predicted model, not a curated record. Bases 329 to 1882 code for a protein of 517 amino acids. The transcript has 7 exons.